UUUUUGAGAACCGCAUACUUCAAGUUCACACCUCUGUUCACACACAGACACAGCACAGAGACACAGUUAUCUUGCAAUACAAUUUUAAAAAAUAAUUAAACCACAGAAGAUAAACUAAAAAGAUGCAUUUCAUAUUUUUACCAUAAGAUGGCAUUUCAGUUGAAAAAAAUGAGACAAAGGCUGUGGACAAAGGUAAACACGAGAAACUUUUGCAGCCUUGUGUGUAAAAUAACGAAAUACGAAAUAAUUUAAGCUAAGAUAGUUUUACCCAACAAUGCCUAUAGUUAUUAAGCCGUGUGACGAUGGUUUACGUGAAGAAUACGCUUUUAUCGAGCUACAGGGCGAUCUGAAGUCCCAUUCCGAGACUGCGUUCGAUGGUAAAUUCGUGGGCGAUUUGCAUUUCAGCAAGAGCGGCACGCCACUGCUCAUCAUAGGCCACCACCUGAUGUACGGCAAGGAGACCAAGCUGGAUAAGCCGUUCGCCCUUCUAGAAAAAUGCCAAGAAGAUGGAAACGUAACCUACAAAGUCAGGUGCGUCGUUAAAAACAAGAUAAUUUUCAAAACCAGACCUAAACCCAUAGUCGGCGCUUAAUAAAUUUUGUCUAAAUACA
Messenger RNA from Sitophilus oryzae (rice weevil), 611 nucleotides. RefSeq names its product chromosome transmission fidelity protein 8 homolog. NCBI's taxonomy places the organism in Eukaryota, Metazoa, Arthropoda, Insecta, Coleoptera, Curculionidae. Gene Ontology annotation, cellular component: Ctf18 RFC-like complex. The coding region runs from base 275 to 592 and encodes 105 amino acids. The record is from RefSeq and is a predicted model, not a curated record. The transcript has 2 exons. Gene Ontology annotation, biological process: mitotic sister chromatid cohesion.